GUAGUGUAAAGUUCUUACUUAUAUCUGUCAGUAAACUCGCUAUGGAAGCGCUAAAAACAUACCGGUGUAGUGAGUUUACAUAAUUCACCCAAGUAACUUUAGUUAUUAGAGAGUUCCGCUCGGACGGUUUUUCACGGGACACAUUUCUGGCUUUGUUCUUGCACUAGUGAGCCACGGAUGAGGAAAUGCUGCUCUGUUAUUGAUUGCAGUAAAGCCUGAAUGUCAUUAAAACAGUUAGCUCCAUCUUUUGACACUUCUUCCACUCCCAUCCUUGCACGCUACACCGCUACAACAAAGAUGACGGGGAGAAGACGCUGUCGAAGGGCAGAGACCGAGAGAGGCCUGAACAGAAAACACAUCAUUGAAGGUUUGAAGGGCUCCCUCCAGAGGAUGCAGCUGGAGUAUGUCGAUGUGGUUUUUGCCAACCGGCCAGAUAACAACACUCCCAUGGAAGAGAUAGUGAGAGCCAUGACACAUGUGAUUAACCAGGGCAUGUCAAUGUAUUGGGGGACGUCACGGUGGUCCGCCAUGGAGAUCAUGGAGGCCUAUUCUGUGGCCAGGCAAUUCAAUCUCAUUCCACCAGUCUGUGAGCAGGCAGAGUAUCAUUUUUUCCAGAGAGACAAAGUGGAAACACAGCUGCCAGAGCUCUACCACAAGAUAGGUGUAGGUGUGGUCUCCUGGUCUCCUUUGGCCUGCGGCAUCAUCACUGGGAAAUAUGAGAACGGAGUCCCAGAAACCUCCAGGGCCUCCAUGAAGCCAUACCAGUGGUUAAAGGAGAAAAUAACGAGUGAGGAUGGAAGGAAACAGCACGCCAAGCUGAAGGAGUUGGCUCACAUAGCGGAGAAGCUUGGUUGUACGUUACCCCAACUCGCUAUCGCAUGGUGCCUGAGGAAUGAAGGUGUGAGCUCAGUACUGCUGGGAUCCUCCAAUCCAAGCCAGCUAACAGAGAAUCUCGGCGCCAUUCAGGUAAUUCCAAAGAUGACUGCAGGCAUCGCCUCAGAAGUGGAUCACAUACUGGGGAAUCGUCCGCACACCAAAAAAGACUACCACCAUUAGCACGGACCAACAGUGAGGGAAACUGUGCUCUGAAAGUGUAUCAAAGCUCCCACUCACAGCCAUCGCACUGCCGCCAGUGCCCCACUUUGCUCAUGUGACCUUGUGUGUGACUGUGUGAAAAGUCUUCUGCUCGGCUCCUCCUCAGCCACUUGUCAUUAUCAUUAAGUGAGAUGCUUGGCAAAGAAUGCAUGCUACACCCAUAGCGGCCAACAGACGCAACGGUGUGCCAACAGGAUCAUUUCUGGUGUGAGACGGUACUUUUUAUUUUGCAGCUGUGUGCAGAAUAUUUCAAAGUGGAGAAUUUUGCAUAAGGUGAGGAAACUCAAAAAACAUCAUUGCCAUGCAGUGGAUAACUUAAAAAUGCAUAAUUUUCUUUUGUUUUACAAACUAGAUUUUUUGCCACACUAGAUGUUCGUAAAGUGAGGGCAACAGAAUAUAACAGGGCGUGGUCUCAGCAGACUUGACCAUACAUUUCUUUCCGAGUGAUCAAUCUGUAUGAGCUGAAAUGAUCAAUGUUAUAAUAUAUUUUUGAAAAAGCCCGUGCUGUACUGAUUGUAAUGUGAUUCACUUGAUAAAGUACCCGGAAAUAG
This is a messenger RNA of Entelurus aequoreus (snake pipefish), 1646 nucleotides long. Its product is annotated as voltage-gated potassium channel subunit beta-1-like. NCBI's taxonomy places the organism in Eukaryota, Metazoa, Chordata, Actinopteri, Syngnathiformes, Syngnathidae. The record is from RefSeq and is a predicted model, not a curated record. Gene Ontology annotation, cellular component: juxtaparanode region of axon; membrane; cytoplasm. Gene Ontology annotation, biological process: negative regulation of delayed rectifier potassium channel activity; potassium ion transport; transmembrane transport. Bases 220 to 1056 code for a protein of 278 amino acids. The transcript has 9 exons. Gene Ontology annotation, molecular function: transmembrane transporter binding; potassium channel regulator activity; voltage-gated potassium channel activity.